Molecule: messenger RNA, 6748 nt
Organism: Chinchilla lanigera (long-tailed chinchilla)
Lineage: Eukaryota; Metazoa; Chordata; Mammalia; Rodentia; Chinchillidae
Gene: Nr3c1
Product: nuclear receptor subfamily 3, group C, member 1 (glucocorticoid receptor)
Biological process (GO): regulation of DNA-templated transcription; nuclear receptor-mediated glucocorticoid signaling pathway
Cellular component (GO): nucleus
Molecular function (GO): DNA-binding transcription factor activity; steroid binding; sequence-specific DNA binding
Source: RefSeq, a predicted model, not a curated record
CCUCCUCCUCCUCCUCCUCCUCCAUUUUGCGAGCGCGAGUCUGUGACGAGCCCGGUUCGCCGCCCGCCCGUCGGGGACGGAUUCUAGUGGGUGGAAGGAGACGGAGACGCCGCGGCAGGAGCGACGACCUGGGACGCGGGCCGCGCGCUGGAGCCCAGGGCUCCGGAGCCGGAGCGGGGCGGGGGCGGCUCGUCCGCGGCAAAUGGAGACUUUGUGAAAUAGGGGCUCUUCCUCCGCCCUAUGGAGAAGGGGGCGGCUGUUUACUUCCUUUUUUUAGAAAAAAAUAUUCGCCUGCUGCUCCUCCCGCUUUCACACGCUAACUUGUUUAUCUCGGCUGCGGUGGCAGCUGCGGACGGCGGCGGGUGCGCGGCGCCCCUGCCCGAGCUGAUAUUUGCUGAUGGACUCCAAAGAAUCAUUAAUCCCCUCCAGUAAAGAAGUCCCCAGCGGUGUGCUUGAUUCCGAGAGGAAGAAUGUGAUCGGUUUCUAUAAAACCUUAAGGGGAGGAGCUACUGCGAAUGUUUCUGCGUCUUCACCCUCACUGGCUGUUGCAGCUCAGUCAGAUUCCAAGCAGCGAAGACUUCUGGUUGAUUUUCCAAAAGGCCCAGGAAGCAAUGCACAGCAGCCAGAUCUGUCCAAAGCUGUUUCACUCUCAAUGGGACUGUAUAUGGGAGAGACAGAAACAAAAGUGAUGGGAAAUGACCUGGGAUUUCCACAGCAGGGCCAAAUCAGCCUUUCCUCUGGAGAAACAGACUUGCGGCUCCUGGAAGAAAGUAUUGCAAACCUCAGUAGGUCUACCAGUAUUCCAGAAAACUCCAAGAGUUCAGCAUCUGCUGUGUCUGGAACCCCCACAGAGGAGUUUCCCAAAACUCAGUCUGGUAUUUCUCCAGAACAGCAAAACCUGAAGGGCCAGGCUGGCACCAAUGGUGGCAAUGUGAAGUUGUAUCCCACAGACCAAAGCACCUUUGACAUCUUGCAGGAUUUGGAGUUUUCUUCUGGGUCCCCGGGUAAAGAAAUGAAUGAGAGUCCUUGGAGACCAGACCUGUUGAUGGACGAAAACAGUUUGCUUUCUCCUUUGGCGGGAGAGGAUGAUCCAUUCCUUUUGGAAGGAAGCUCAAAUGAAGACUGCAAGCCUCUCCUUUUACCGGACACUAAACCUAAAAUUAAGGAUAAUGGAGAUGUGAUCUUAUCGAGCCCCAACAGUGUACCACUGCCCCAAGUGAAAACAGAAAAAGAAGAUUUCAUUGAACUCUGCACCCCUGGGGUAAUUAAGCAGGAGAAACUGGGCCCAGUUUACUGUCAGGCAAGCUUUUCUGGGGCAAAUAUAAUUGGUAAUAAAAUGUCUGCCAUUUCUGUACAUGGAGUGAGCACCUCUGGAGGACAGAUGUACCACUAUGACAUGAAUACAGCAUCCCUUUCUCAGCAGCAGGAUCAGAAACCUAUUUUUAAUGUCAUUCCACCAAUUCCUGUUGGUUCAGAAACUUGGAAUAGGUGCCAAGGAUCUGGAGAUGACAACCUGACUUCCUUGGGGACUAUGAACUUCUCUGGUCGAUCAGUUUUUUCUAAUGGCUAUUCAAGCCCUGGAAUGAGGCCAGAUGUAAGCUCUCCUCCAUCUAGUUCCUCAGCAGCAACGGGACCACCUCCCAAACUCUGCCUGGUGUGCUCUGAUGAAGCCUCGGGAUGCCAUUAUGGGGUCUUGACAUGUGGAAGCUGUAAAGUAUUCUUCAAAAGAGCAGUGGAAGGUAGACAGCACAAUUAUCUUUGUGCUGGAAGAAAUGAUUGUAUCAUAGAUAAAAUUCGAAGAAAAAACUGCCCAGCCUGUCGCUAUCGAAAAUGUCUUCAAGCUGGAAUGAACCUGGAAGCUCGAAAAACAAAGAAAAAAAUAAAAGGAAUUCAGCAAGCCACUACAGGAGUCUCACAAGAUACUCCUGAAAAUCCUAACAAAACAAUAGUUCCUGCAACAUUACCGCAACUCACCCCUACGCUGGUGUCACUCUUGGAGGUCAUUGAACCUGAGGUGUUAUAUGCAGGAUAUGACGCCUCUAUUCCAGAUUCAACCUGGAGGAUCAUGACCACACUCAACAUGUUAGGCGGGCGCCAAGUGAUUGCAGCAGUGAAGUGGGCAAAGGCAAUACCAGGAUUCAAGAACUUACACCUGGAUGACCAAAUGAUCCUCCUGCAGUACUCAUGGAUGUUUCUCAUGGCAUUUGCCCUGGGGUGGAGAUCAUACAGACAAUCAAGUGGAAAUUUGCUGUGUUUUGCACCUGAUCUGAUUGUUAAUGAGCAGAGAAUGACCCUACCCUGCAUGUAUGACCAAUGUAAACAUAUGCUAUAUGUUUCCUCUGAGUUAAAAAGGCUUCAGGUGUCUUAUGAAGAGUAUCUCUGUAUGAAAACCUUACUUCUUCUCUCUUCAGUUCCUAAGGAAGGUUUGAAGAGCCAAGAGCUAUUUGAUGAAAUUAGAAUGACCUACAUCAAAGAACUAGGAAAAGCCAUUGUCAAAAGGGAAGGAAACUCCAGCCAGAACUGGCAGAGGUUUUAUCAGCUGACAAAACUUUUGGACUCGAUGCAUGAAGUGGUUGAAAACCUCCUUAACUACUGCUUCCAAACUUUUUUGGAUAAGACCAUGAGUAUUGAAUUCCCUGAGAUGUUAGCUGAAAUCAUCACCAAUCAACUACCAAAAUAUUCAAAUGGAAAUAUCAAAAAACUUUUAUUUCAUCAAAAAUGACUGCCUUACUAAGAAAGAUUGCCUUAAAGAAAGUUGAAUUUAUAGCUUUUAUUGUACAAACUAUCAAUUUGUCUCAUAGAGGUUUGUUUUAUUUUUCUUUGUUUUUGUCUGUUGUUGCUGUUGUUGCUGUUGUUGCUGUUGUUGUUGUUAAGUAUGCACUACAUGUGGUUUAUAGAGGGCCAAGACUUGGCAACAGAAGCAAUUGAGUCAUCACUUUAAAGUGAUGGGUAAGUAGAUACUGAAAUUUAUUACUUGGUACAUCCUAGAAAUUAGAAAGAACAAUGUGGGAGUAAUCUCCACCAUCAGAGAAGGAUGGCACCCGAACCACCAGUGCCCAAAGUCUGUGUGAUGAACUUUCUGCUCAUACUUUUCAGCUGGCUGGACAACACUUUCUAGACUUUUUGUUGGUGUAUUUUCCCAUGUAUAGUUAGGAUAGCAUUUUUGAUUUAUGCAUGGAAACCUGAAAACAAGUUUACAAGUGUAUAUCAGAAAAGGGAAGUUGUGCCUUUUAUAGCUAUUACUGUCUGGUUUUAACAAUUUCCUUUAUAUCCUUUAAUCAGUGAACUACGCUUGCUCAUUUUUUCUUACAUAAUUUUUGUAUUCAAGUUAUUGUACAGCUGUUUAAGAUGGGCAGCUAGUUCAUAGCUUUCCUUAACAAACUCUAAACAUUAAUCUUCUGCGUGAAAAUGGGUUGGUGCUUCUAACCUGAUGGCACUCAGCUAUCAGAAGACCACAAAAUUGACUCAAAUCUCCAGUAUUCUUGUCAAAAAACAGCUCAUAUUUUGUAUAUAUCUGCUUCAGUGGAGAAUUACAUAGAUUGUGCAAAUUAACCCUUCUAACAGGUAUAGAGCACCUAAUCCAGUGACCUGGGUAAACUGUGGAUAAUGACUACCAAAAACUAAUUUAAAAAUAACUAUUAAGAGGCCCUGUUUGUACCCAAUGCCCUAUUCUCUGAGAUGGUUAGAUGGCAAGAAAGUUGGUAAACUAAAUGUCUUUUGGGACCUUUUGAAGUAGUGUGUAUAAUUUCUUAAAAGUUACGAUUCCAGAUACCAGCUGUAACAUGGCUGAAAGUUUUUUUUAAUCAGACCAAGUAAUUCCUCUCACCAAACUUUACCCAAAAACUAAAUCUCUGAUAUGGCAAAAGCGGCUAAACACCCAUUUUCACAUUCCCAUCUGUCAUCAAUUGGUCUAUCUUUCCUAGUGGUACAGGAAAGCUCAGCUACUGAUCUUUGUGAUUUAGAACUGAAUGUCAGACUUCUAUGUUUGUAGAACUACACAUCCCUACGUGUGCCAUAGAAUUCAACACAAGGCCUGUGAAUUUCUUCACUGUUGAGAAUUAUUUUAAAACAGAAGCUGUAGUAGCCCUUUCUGUGCGCAUCUUACAAACUUUCUGUAAACUCAAAACUUAACAUAUUUACUAAGCCACAAGAAAUCUGAUUUCUAUUCAAGGUGGCCAAACUAUUUGUGUAACAAAACUGAAAAUCUAAUAUUAAAAUACGGAACUUCUAAUAUAUUUUUAUAUUUAGUUAUAGUUUCAGAUAUAUAUCAUAUUGGUAUUCACUAAUCUGGGAAGGGAAGGGCUACUGCAGCUUUACAUGCAAUUUAUUAAAAUGAUUGUAAAAUAGCUUGUAUAGUGUAAAAUAAGAAUGAUUUUUAGAUGAGAUUGUUUUAUCACAACAUGUUAUAUAUUUUUUGUAGGGGUCAAAGAAAUGUUGAUGGAUAAUCUAAAUGAUUCAUAGUGUGUACAAAUGUUCAUACAGGAAACAGUGGUCUCAGAAACAAACAGGUUUGCUCUAGAGCAGUGAUGGUGAACCGUUUAGAGCUUUCAAUGAUACAAACUGCCCCAUGGCAUGAUGCGUGCCAUAGGUUCGCCACCGCUGCUCUAAGGGAAGAUGGAAACUGGCCCUGUGUGCGGUGAAGGUUGCUGAGGCUCUGACCCAAUCAGCUCACAGAGGAAUUAAUUCUUUGCCUCCCCUUCGGACUACCCUUCUCAUUCCAAGAGUGAGUCUGUUAGCACAGGUUUAGUUUACUAAAUCUCCCCUUGCAUUUGCAGUGUGUAAACAAGACAGAAAGGUGGUACUUACAUAUUUAUAGGCAUCACCUAAUAGCAGGGUUAUUUUCACAUACAGCCUCUCCAACAGGCUUAAGAAGUUUGGCAAUAAUAUGCAUAGAGGUACCAGCAAUAUGUAAAUAGUGCAGAAUCUCAUAGGAUGCCAGUAAUACACUAAUUCCUUUCUAUCCUACCAGAGUUCAUUUCCAAGUAAAAUGAGGACAUGUUUAUGUUUCCUUUGAAUGCUUUUGAAUGUUAUUUUCAGUAUUGUGGAAAAAUUAUUUAAUUAAUAAAAAUGUAAUCAUUUGUUUUUUGAAUGCUCUCUAAAAGGGAACGUUCCUUUUGUAAUGGUUUAAAUUUUCUCAAAGUACUUUAGGAUGGUUUGUAACCCAGCUGGUUGUGAAUUUAUGGUGCCUAAGAAAUACCACUUGAAUAUCAGCAAUGACAGUGUUAAAUUUCAAAAAAGAUCUUCUCAAAGUAGAUUGUUCAUUUAUAUAAUGUUCUAUGGUUAAAACCAGAAAGCACGUCACACUUUAAUCUUUAGUCCCAACAACCUUGACUUUCAAAAAAAACGUUGUCAAAAAGUCAACUGACAGUCAUAAAAACUAGGAGGCUUUUCAUUAAAUGAAAAAAGAAGCUAUGCUCCUUUCAAAUAUGUGAGAAAGUUACCUAAUUAUGUUUGAGUAUAAUUACGGAUUGAAGUGGAAAAAAGUUUGAAAGCAGCUUCAUUUUCUAGGUGUGUGGUUUCUUGCCAUCCCAAACUAUAGCAGUAACUUCAGUGAGAGCUGGUGACGAGCCUAGGUGACUCACAACAAAUCCAAAAGUAUAUUUAAAUUACUGGUGGUACAAAGUGACCAUCUUGGUUUUCUUUGCAUUGCUGUGGGAUACUGUACAAGCAGGACUGAAGAGCUAAGGGCUUGGCAUUUCUUCGGUGUACCCUGAUGUGCAGAACUAUCAGAGGGAACCUAAAGGAGCACCUUCUUUCUCUCUGGGGGAAGAGUACUUGGGCACCCCACAAGGAAGGCUACCAUGAUGAGGGGCUGAAGAGCUUCUAAUAAGCACAGGAUGUGCUCUGCGCAAGCACACACAGGAAAGCCAACGUCACUUCAGAAUUUGGAGGGCUGACGGGAGGAGAUGAACAAUUUCAUUUUUAUUUGCCCUACCAUUAGGUCCCUUUUAAGUACCCUAAAACUGCUUCAUGAAAUGAACAACAAUAUUACAUACUUUGGUCUGUCAAAACGCAAGAAUCAUGAUAGCCUUCAGUGAGAUUUUGAUCUUGGUUGGUCACCCCAAUGACUGCAGCUGUAGAUCAAUGUGUUUUUAUGUGCCUGGUUUCAGUGUUCAAAGGGAAAAAUAAAAGUGUACAGAGAACACUUUAAACCACUUUGGGUGAAAGUUUUAUCAUAUUCCAGACUAUUUUCAAUCAGCCUGGUCCACCAAGGAUUCGUGACCAGGUUUUCAGGAAAGGAUUAGCUUCUCUCUAGAAAAUGUCGGAAAGAUUUUAUUUUCUGAUAAAAAGCUGUUUGAAAAUACCCUCCUGAAAUAACUUGCUUAACUACAUAUAGAUUCAAGUGUGUCAAUAUUCUAUUUUGUAUAUUAAACAAAUGCUAUAUAAUGGGGACAAAUCUAUAUUAUACUGUGUAUGGCAUUAUUAAGAAGCUUUUUCAUUAUUUUUUAUCACAGUAAUUUUAAAAUGUGUAAAAAUUAAAACCAGUGACUCCUGUUUAAAAAUAAAAGUUGUAGUUUUUUAUUCAUGCUGAAUAAUAAUCUGUAGUUUAAAAACUGUCUUUUUACCUAUGCAGUGAAAUGUCAUACUGUAAAGUGUGGAAAUGUUUAACUUCUAUUUUUCAUUUAAAUUUGCUGUCUGGUAUUAUCAAACCACACAUUUGUACUGAACUGGCCGUAAAUGUUAGUUAGCCAUUUACAGCAAUGCCAAAUAUAGAGAAACAUCAUAAUAAAACUCUGCUUUUUCAUUA